Cucurbitaria berberidis CBS 394.84 is the source of this 1224-nucleotide messenger RNA. Its product is annotated as malate dehydrogenase. The record is from RefSeq and is a predicted model, not a curated record. Gene Ontology annotation, biological process: tricarboxylic acid cycle; malate metabolic process. Gene Ontology annotation, molecular function: L-malate dehydrogenase (NAD+) activity. NCBI's taxonomy places the organism in Eukaryota, Fungi, Ascomycota, Dothideomycetes, Pleosporales, Cucurbitariaceae. Gene Ontology annotation, cellular component: mitochondrion; cytoplasm. The transcript is spliced from 6 exons. The coding region runs from base 36 to 1055 and encodes 339 amino acids.
GUCUUCAUCUCCUCCCCUCUCAACUCACAGCCAAAAUGUUCGCUGCCAGGCAAGCAUUCUCUCAGGCCCAGCGCCGCGCCUUCUCGGUGUCUGCCCGUCAGUCAUCCAAGGUCACCGUUCUCGGUGCUGCCGGUGGUAUCGGCCAGCCGCUGUCGCUCCUCCUCAAGCUCAACCCCAGAGUUAGCAAGCUCUCCCUCUACGAUAUCCGCCUAGCUCCCGGCGUCGCUGCCGAUAUUGGCCACAUCAACACCAAGAGCGAGGUCAUCGGCCAUGAAGCCACUCCCUCAGGUCUCGCCGCGGCCCUCAAGGGUGCUGAGAUCGUCGUCAUCCCCGCUGGUGUCCCCCGCAAGCCUGGCAUGACUCGUGAUGACUUGUUCAACACCAACGCCUCCAUCGUCCGCGAUCUGGCCAAGGCCGCCGCUGAGCACGCUCCUGAGGCUAACAUCUUGAUCAUCUCCAACCCGGUCAACUCUACCGUCCCCAUCACCGCCGAGGUCUUCAAGUCCAAGGGCGUCUACAACCCCAGGCGCCUGUUCGGUGUUACCACCCUCGACGUUGUCCGCGCCUCGCGCUUCAUCUCGCAGCUCAGGAACACCGAUCCAGCCAGCGAGAACAUCACCGUCGUCGGCGGCCACUCCGGCGCCACCAUUGUGCCCCUCCUGUCCCAGUCCGGCUACAACCUCGAGGGCGAGAAGCUCGACGCUUACGUCAAGCGCGUGCAGUUUGGCGGUGAUGAGGUCGUCCAGGCCAAGGACGGCGCCGGCUCAGCUACCCUCUCCAUGGCCAUGGCUGGUGCGCGCUUCGCCGAGAGCUUGCUCAAGGCUGCCCAGGGCCAGAAGAACGUGAUUGAGCCUACCUUCGUCGACUCGCCGCUGUACAAGGACCGUGGCUGCGAAUACUUCGCCUCCAACGUCGAGCUCGGCCCCAACGGUGUUGAGAAGAUCCACCCCGUUGGCAAGAUCACCGAGCACGAGCAGAAGCUCCUCGAUGCCUGCUUGGCCGAUCUCUCCAAGAACAUCGCCAAGGGUGUCGAGUUCGUUAAGCAGAGCCCGUAAGCGCUUCAAAAGUGUUUAGGCGAGGGUUGUACAACUAGGAAUGACUUUGGGCCACCGGAUCUGGACGGGACUGGAUUCUUUGGUGCUUCAUGCAAGCAAUCUUAGCGACUGGAAAUGUGUAGAUUUUGAUCUGUACCUUAGCACAAAAUACUCCCUCUUCGUAUCUCCA